AGCUGAUAGAAAUUAUCAAUGUCGUUAAUAUUCAAAAUCCUUAAUUUCUUUUUAAUUUCAUGUAAUUAGGAUAAAUAACACAUUAAAAUAUAUAGUAAUAAUUGACCAGAAGAUAAUCUACAUUCUUCAAUGGAGCAUAUCUUCCAAAAAGUUUAUUAAAAAUAAUAUAUUUCAUCUUGUAAUUACUUUGGCGGGUUUUAUCCAAACAAUAGUUUAAUGGCCGCAGAAGUGAAGGUUUCGGAUGGAGUACCACUCAGAAUAUAGACGCUGUCAAAGUUGGUAUAGGAGUGUUCCUAGGUUCAAAUCCUGAAAAUGUCUACAGCUGGUCUUAUACAGCAUACAGACCUUAAGAAAGAACAAACACCAGUACCAGAUAGUACAACAUCUGUAGAAAUGUCAGAAUUUUCAGUAGGUAAUGAAGUGCUAGUGAAACAAAAAGAUGAUAGGUAUUAUUUUGGAACAGUAGUUCAGGUGAACAAUAUAAGAGAACAGUGUCUAGUGAAAUUUGGUGACAAUACUUUCAAUUGGUCCAGCUUUAAAGAUCUUACAAAAUUAAGUACUCCCGAACAGGAAGAUCUUUUGUGCGUAGUAUGUAAGAAAUCUGCCCCUAAGAAUAAGCUAGAAAUCACUGUUUGUGAUCAAUGUGGAAGAGGAUAUCAUCAAAAGUGUCAUGUACCGGAGAUACCUAUCAGCUGUCAGAAAGAUGGUGCAAUUUGGAUGUGCAAAAGAUGUAUUGAGAGUGAUCCACUUAGACUGAAAAAAAUUGAUUCUAAACACCAAAGGAGGGAUUCCUUAAGGAGUGUAUCUAGUUCCAGUAAUCAAGAAAAUCAGUCAAUUCCUACAUCUACUAUAAAAGUAUUACCAUAUGAUUUAAACUCUUUAAACUGGGAUACAUAUCAUAGAGUAAAUAGCGAACAAAUAUAUUGUUACUGUGGUGGAAAUGGGGAGUGGUACAAACAAAUGCUUCAAUGUGGAAGGUGUAGACAGUGGUUUCACGAAAAAUGUUUAGAUUUUCUGCAAUAUCCUUUAUAUUGUGGUGAUAGGUUUUACGUAUUUGUUUGUUCAAUAUGCAACCACGGCCAGGAUUUUAUAAGAAGAUUAGAAAUGAAGUGGGUCGACUUGGUGCAUUUAAUGCUGUUCAAUUUGACUGCUUAUAAUUCCAAAAAGUAUUAUGAUUUAGAUUCAGUUGUUGUUCCUUAUAUAAAUGAUAACUGGCAUGCUUUGCAGCUACCACCAAAGAUAGCAAUUGUGAGUAAGUCUGAAAGAAGAGAGAAUAUAAUGUCUGUAUUAACAAAUAAUCGAAACCGAUUCAAAUGUGGUCGCGAAAUUAAAAAACGCACUACAAUAUGGGGCCUCCGCGUUCGCUUACCGCCUCCUGCUCCUUGCGUGACACUCCCACCUACUGGACUAGUAACAGAGGACGAUCUUCGUGAAUUAUGGCAGGGUAACCGUAGACUACAAUUUUUACCUGCAGAGAAGAAUAUUGUUUCUAAAAGGAUAGUCGUUACUGAUUCUCAUAUGAAAAACGUCAUGAUGGGUGUAUCAUAUCAACAGAACUCCGGUAAUUCCGAAUCAGAAUCUCCCUGUCCGAGUCCGGAAACUGUUCAAGAAGAAUCAGCUGCAGAACCUACUGUAACUUUAGUACAAAAAAAUAAGUAUCUCGGCGCUGGGUGCGCUAAAAAGACCGUACCUUUUAAAAAGAUGAGCUUACAAAGACGAAAGAAACUUCUAGCCAUGUCUACUAGAGAACGAGAAAGAAUUCUUAAGAGACCUAAAAGGAAAGUAAAUACCAACAGUAAAUUAGACAAUAAAAACAACGAGACUUUACCUCCAACGCCUCCUACAUCAGUAAGUGCCCCGCCUACUCCCCCUGCUUCGAAUUCAACAUCCCUCACAUCGGAUUUGAGCAACGAUUUCUCCGAAUGUUCCAACAACCAGAAGGUUAUUAACAAUUCAAAGAAGGGCCACACCUUAGAAUUAAAUUCUGAAUUAAUUACACCUUGCGAUACUUCAGGAGAUGAAACUAGUUCAAAGAGUACUUUGGAUACAAUAAUACCUCCUCCGAAGGACUUUGAAGGAAAAAACAAUCCUUUUUUGGCAUUUCUGAGGGGUACUACAGACGAAGGAAAAAAGAAAAAAGAGAUAACCCUCCCACUUCCAUUGACAGCUGUGAUACCAGGCAAACCAAUAUUGCGUCCAAUGAAACGUCAGUUGAGCGAGAAAGAUAUCAUCAUUGGUCCCAACGGACAAAUUAAGAGGAAACGUUUCAGGCGAACUCGUAAUCCUAAUGCAGUAUAUACUAGUAAUGGCCAAACUGCUAGUAAAACUGCAGCAGUUGUGCCUGCUAGGCCGGAUACCAAAGAAUGGCCUCAUCGGAGUAGUACUUCAAGUAAUAAUGGGUCUAAUAUAGGUUGUAUGGAUUAUACAUUGAACGGCCGCCGUCUUCGUCAGAGGCCGGAAAAACCGCAGGAAAAGGACAAGGCAUCGAAUCCACCAACUCCAAAACCGAGUCCUGUGAAACAAGAACCCGAUAUCAAUUUGGAUGAUUUAAAAAGUUCAGUUAACAUCUAUUUCGGUGCAGCUAAUCGUAUAGCAGCCGGAGAGCGUUUUGCUAUUAAAGCUAAACGUGUAGGACCAAAUGGCAAAAUGGAUUAUCUAAUAGAAUGGGAAGGGCCCAGCAACGGAAUGACUUGAUUGCUUGUCAUUUGUAUUUUUCAAAGUGCGAUUGUUUUGGCUGUUAUUAAAAAAAUCCCUACGACAUUGUUAUCCACCACAUUUUACACCAAACACAAUAGUAUUAGAUUCAAUUGUAUGGUCAUACCGAUUAGUUUGGUUUGGCGGAUGAUAAUAAUUGUAGGAUGAGUGAGUCUACUGCUCAAAAACGUACAAAAUUUUUAUUCUUGAUGCUUUUCGGGGUUAGUACUUCUAAUUACCGUAGUAAGAAAUAAAAAUAAAUUUGCUGUUCCUCACGAAUUUUGUUAUUUGUGAGGUUCUGUAGAUCUGAGGAAUUUUUAAAUGUCAAAAUUAGGUAUAGUAAUAAAGCUUCGUUGAGAAUUUUUUUUUCAAUAAAUUAAUAAUUUUAGCAUUUUGUUUUAUCUAGUCAUUUGUAUACAAAAUAUCGAGUACGGUAUUCAAAACAUAUGUAGAUCUAUAGAGCCUCUAUAAUGAUAAAAACGCAUUCAAAAAGUGGCUUUAAACAAAAAUGGAUAAAACUAAUUUUUCUAUAACUACUGAACAGGUAAUGAUAUUAAUGAAUACUUUUAUACUUUUACAUUUCUAAUACUGCCAAAACUUGAAUCGAGAGUCACUGCCAUUUAUUGUUGAUAAUUUUUUAAAGGUACGACGACGUUUUUUUUCUCGAUAUUAUGAAUGUUACGAGGCAUAAUUGUUCACCUUCUUUGAUAUCUGGUGGAAUAUAUAUAUAUAUAUAUAUAUAUAUAUAUAUAUAUAUAUAUAUAUAUAUAUAUAUAUAUAUAUAUAUAUAUAUAUUUCAACUUUUAUCACGAUAUUCCUGGCAACUAAAUUCGAACUUCCGAUUUGUACUGAACACACUGUUUACUGUAACUACAUCAUCAUAUCCGGUUCAAAGAACCAGACAGUGUUUGUUUAGAGGUAGUGUGAAGUAAUGGUUCCAAAAAUUCAAAUUUAAUUUCUUAACAUUCUUGUAGUAAUUUUUUCCAUAUUAUUUUUUGAUUUUUCUUGCUUCUCCAUAUUCUAUCUUGGCAUUUAUCUAAUUUGUAUUGUUUCGUAUAUCGUAGGUUUUGUCUAAGUCCCUAAUUUGACUGAAUAUGAUAAAAUCAAUAUCAAUUGAAAAUGGUUGUCAUUGAACGCUCCUUUCUUUAUUAUAUAUUCCACCUAAUAUUAAAAAGUAAAAUAUCGACCGGACCUAUAUAUAGAAAUUUAUUGUAUAUCUUCAUCACUUAGUCAAUUAUUACUCAAUUUAUUCUUUUUCUUAAUUAAUUAUAUGCCAACAUUUAGUUAAAUCAGAUUUCAUGUUAUUCACCAUGUAUUAUUCCUUUUAUCUGUUUGCAUUUUGUAAAUUCCUGUUCUUUUUCUCCAUUUGUCACUUAUUUUCAGAGCGAAUACUUGAUCAUUCACACAUCGUGAAAAUUUUCCAUCCUUUAUCGUAUAACUUGAAAUUUACCUAUCGUGUUUCCCAUUUUCAGACUCAUAUGUUAGAACUGGAACCAUGCAUCCAUGAAAAAUUUGAUCCUUAGUCCUUUAAAAUUUAUAUAAAGUUGUUUUAUUAAAAAUGUGAUUAAUAAAUAAUUGACUAAGUAAUAAAACAAGUUUUUGAGUAAUUUAGAUAUCAGAUUACAAAAUACUAUUUUUAUUUAUACAUAUUUUUCAAAUUUCUAUUAUAUUUGGUGAAAUAUUACUUUAAAUGGUCCAAAACGACUCGGUUGACAGUGAAAAAAAAUUCAGCUCUAAAAUAUUUCGUUUACAAGUAUGAAUGCACUAUACUUUAUUUAAUUUAUUUAAAUAAAUCUUAAAUUAAAUUGUUGAUUCAUUGUUUGCUGUACAUAAAUGUAUCAAGAGCAUUUUAUAUUUGCUUGAUAUAUCGAGUGUUCUCAAAAAAAUUAAAACGCUCAUUUUAAUAAACAUUUUUCUGUUUGAAUCUUGUUCAAUGUCUAUAAUCAUUCCUAUUGAGUAUCUUCUAAGUAUUUUGUGAUGAAUUUUUACAUCAUAGACACAAAUCUAAUCAUCAACAUAUUCUAAACGAAAGUACAUCCAUCAGAGGUCGAGAUGGUUUGGCCACAUUCAAGUAAUGGAGGAUAAUGGGUGCCUAAAAGAAUCAUAAAUGUCAAAAUAUACAGCAGUAGUAGUAAAAGAGGCAGUUCACGAAGACUUAUAAAUAAUGAAUGUGAAAAGAUGAGGAACGUUGGUGAAGAAAAGACCAGUUUGGAGGCGAUUUGUCAAUGAGGCCAAGGAUCACAACAAACUGUAGUGCCAGUUGGUAAGGUAGAUCCAUCAAACAAGACCACUAUAUGAUUCAGAUAUGUCUCUAUAUCUUACAUUUGUUCAAGAUUAUUUUGAUAUAGGUAUGGUGAUACCAAAAGGAUAAGAAAUAUUUAAUUUCCUUAAAUUUUAGUAGAACACUCGGUAUAUUAAAUUUACUUGUAGCUUAUUUGCUAACCUUUGUAAAUAUUAACAUUCGUAUUUUGUAUUGGGGGGUAUAUUUUUUUGUUUCAUUUGUUAUGAUCUGUGAUGUUUAAAAAUGUAAAAGAAAAUAGCAAAUUAUUUAUUAUAGCAGAAAAUUGGGUAUGCUGAAACUUGUUACAUGAUCAAAUACAGGGUGUUUUUUUCAAAUUUCAGCAACAUGGGUCACAUGGGUAAAUAUAAAUAUUUAUUGUAAACUUACUAAUAACAAUUUAUUUAUAUAUAUUCGAAUUUUUUUUGAUAAAUAUAAAAUAUCUUAUUUCUCUGUUCGUCCCAUCCUAAGCAUUAAAAAAUAAAUCUAAUAGAAUUAUCAGUGAAUCAAACAAGAUGAAAAUGUUGAAAAGCGAUUUAAGUCAAUAAAUAAUUUAAAUCAACUACUCCCAAUUGGUUCUUUAUUAUUUAACACAUACUUUAAAUUGCUUUAUGUCACUUUUGUUAAAUCUAUUCUGAUAAAAUUAGCCAUAAAAGAAGUUUUAACACACCCUGUAUAUCACGCAGGGCACAAGUACUUGCUGUUUGUAUUAAAUUUAUUUCAGAAUUCCAAGUUAUCCCCUAUUUGUUGUGGGCGAUAUUAUUGGAUGUUCAGAGAAAUGUAUAGAAAACUGAAAAAGUUCUAAAAAAAUGUCCCAAAUGAUAAUUUAAAUUUAUUGAUUGUACAAAUUUAGCAAAUAUUUCUGUUUUUUCUUAAUUAAAUGAACUAGCUUAAAUGAGACUGAAGAUCUUUAAACAAUUUAUCAAUAUGUAAUAUUAGCUACACUGUUUAGUUUGACAUCCCCUAUGUAGAUUGUUUUUUUUUGUAUAUAUACUUAUUUUAUAGUUGUAGAGCAAAUUGUAACUAUUUGAAAAAAAACAAACACAUAUUUCUGAAAAGCAUACAUAUUUGGAUAUGGAUAUUGUAUUUUUAUUAAAAUUUGAUUUAAUUAAAGCAAACAAUAUAA
Messenger RNA from Diorhabda sublineata, 6098 nucleotides. It is a transcript of the gene Pcl, whose product is annotated as PHD finger protein 19. Gene Ontology annotation, molecular function: chromatin binding; DNA binding. Bases 313 to 2694 code for a protein of 793 amino acids. Gene Ontology annotation, biological process: regulation of DNA-templated transcription; chromatin organization. Gene Ontology annotation, cellular component: nucleus. The transcript is spliced from 8 exons. The record is from RefSeq and is a predicted model, not a curated record. NCBI's taxonomy places the organism in Eukaryota, Metazoa, Arthropoda, Insecta, Coleoptera, Chrysomelidae.